This is a messenger RNA of Merops nubicus (carmine bee-eater), 1205 nucleotides long. RefSeq names its product A disintegrin and metalloproteinase with thrombospondin motifs 10-like. Gene Ontology annotation, biological process: proteolysis; extracellular matrix organization. Gene Ontology annotation, cellular component: extracellular matrix. The record is from RefSeq and is a predicted model, not a curated record. Gene Ontology annotation, molecular function: metalloendopeptidase activity. NCBI's taxonomy places the organism in Eukaryota, Metazoa, Chordata, Aves, Coraciiformes, Meropidae. The transcript is spliced from 10 exons. The annotation marks the transcript as partial.
AUGAGAAGCCCUGGAAGGGGAGGCACUGGUGGCUGCGGACACUGAAGCCCUCCCCCCUGAAGCCAUCGGGCAACCACAGCCAGCGUGGGCAGCUGCCCCUGAAGAGAUCCGUCAGCACGGAGCGCUACGUGGAGACCCUGGUGGUGGCCGACAAAAUGAUGGUGGGGUACCACGGGCGGCGGGACAUCGAGCAGUACAUCCUGGCCAUCAUGAAUAUUGUUGCCAAACUUUUCCAGGACUCGAGUCUGGGCAAUAUUGUCAAUAUCCUGGUGACCCGGCUGAUUCUCCUCACGGAGGACCAGCCCACACUGGAGAUUAACCACCACGCUGGGAAAUCCCUGGACAGCUUCUGCAAGUGGCAGAAGUCCAUUGUGAACAGGAAUGGCAACGGGAACGCCAUCCCCGAGAACGGCAUCGCCAACCACGACACUGCCGUGCUGAUCACCAGAUACGACAUUUGCAUCUACAAGAACAAACCCUGUGGCACCCUGGGCCUGGCCCCCGUGGGUGGGAUGUGUGAGCGAGAGCGAAGCUGCAGCAUCAACGAGGACAUUGGCCUGGCCACAGCCUUCACCAUUGCCCACGAGAUUGGCCACACGUUUGGCAUGAACCACGAUGGGGUCGGCAACAGUUGUGGCUCCCGUGGGCAAGAAACGGCCAAGCUGAUGGCUGCCCACAUCACCAUGAAGACCAACCCCUUUGUGUGGUCCACGUGCAGCAGGGAUUACAUCACCAGCUUCCUGGACUCCGGGAUGGGAUUAUGCCUGAACAAUGCUCCUCCCAAGCAGGACUUUAUCUACCCCACGGUGGCUCCAGGACAGGCCUACGAUGCCGACGAGCAGUGCCGCUUCCAGUACGGAGUUAAAUCUCGCCAGUGUAAAUAUGGGGAAGUCUGCAGUGAGUUAUGGUGUCUGAGUAAAAGCAACCGCUGCAUAACCAACAGCAUCCCUGCUGCUGAGGGGACCAUAUGCCAAACCAACACCAUUGAAAAGGGGUGGUGCUACAAGAGGGAGUGUGUCCCCUUCGGGACGAGGCCGGAGGGCGUGGACGGGGCCUGGGGAGCCUGGUCAGCCUGGGGGGAGUGCAGCCGGACCUGCGGCGGAGGCGUCUCCUCGUCCCUGCGCCACUGCGACAGCCCGCGGCCCACCAUCGGAGGCAAGUACUGCCUGGGAGAGAGGAAGCGCUACCGGUCCUGCAACACUGAU